AAGUCUGUUUCCUUUCUCACGAAGAUGAUUGGAGGAGCAAAACUGAAAUACGGCGGGGACGAUGAGGAAACAUUGGAGGACAUAACUCGGCGAGAAGGUCUUGAUGCGGAUUUGUUCUCUCAGCCCCUCGGUCAUGUACCACGACGACCGGCGUUGCCAAAGUACAUCCGCGUUCGCUCGUCAGGCAAAUCGGAGAGGGAGUUCAACCGUGUCUUCCUGGCACAGGAGUUGCAACCUCCAGUAUACGAUGAGACGAAAUCAAACGACAAACGUCGUAGCUCGGCAACAGCGGAGCAGAUUAACAAGCGCGGUGGAAGCAUUCCAGGAGAUGCAGGAAAGACCAACGGCACCGGAUUGCCUGAGCAUAAGACUGGUGCAAUCUGGGCGAUGAAGUUCAGCAAGGACGGCAAGUAUAUGGCCACCGGAGGACAAGACAUGGUUGUUCGAGUGUGGGCCGUGAUAUCAUCACCAGAGGAGCGUGCGAAACACGAAAAGCUGGAAGAGAGAAACACAGAGGGACAGAAUGCUGGUUACAAGCUCAACGCACCAGUGUUCUCAUCUGAGCCACUGCACGAGUUCCGAGGGCAUACUGCGGAUGUCUUGGAUUUGAGCUGGAGUCGCAACAACUUCUUGUUGUCGUCAAGUAUGGACAAGACGGUUCGCUUGUGGCACGUUACUCAAAAGGUGUGUCUGGCUUGCUUUGAACACAGCGAUUUUGUCACCGCUAUUGCAUUUCAUCCGAAGGAUGACCGGUUUUUCCUCAGUGGUGCGUUGGACUGCAAGCUUCGUCUGUGGAGUAUUCCGGACAAGGAGGUCGCUUACUGGAACGAACUACCGGAACUUAUCACGGCUGUAGCAUUUACCCCAGAUGGUAACGUUGCGAUAGCAGGAUCCUUCACCGGUCUUUGUCUGUUCUACGAAACGGAAGGUCUGCGGUAUCACACGCAGGUUCACGUGCGAAGUAGUCGAGGAAGGAACUCUCGAGGUAGCAAGAUUACUGGUAUCGAGACAGUAUCAAUGCCUCCUGACAAUCCUCACGGAGACUGUAAGCUUCUGAUUACCAGCAAUGAUUCCCGUAUCCGAAUGUACGAUAUGCGAGACAAGUCUCUGGAAACAAAAUUCAAGGGCAACGAAAACACAUGUUCGCAGAUUCGCGCUACCUUCUCGGACGAUGGUCGUUAUGUGAUCUGUGGUUCAGAAGACCGGCAAGUAUACAUCUGGGACGUCAACCCUGGUCCGCAUGACAAGAAGGAUCGUCGUGGGUACGAACAUUUCGAAGCGCAUUCGGCUAUUGUGACUGUUGCGGCCUUCGCCCCGAUCAAGAGUAAGCAACUGCUGACCAUGAGUGGAGAUCCGACCUACCGGGAUUGCACAGAUAUUGCGAACGGGCGUGCACGAAGCUCAUCAUUGGCAAGUUCUUAUUACUCCCCGGCUCGCUGUGGUCACAGGAAGACGACUACGUAUUCGUCUGCCACUUCGAAGGCUGACCACCCAACGCAUCCGGACGGAAACAUCAUCGUCUGUGCGGAUUACACCGGUAGAAUCAAGGUCUUCCGACAGGACUGUGCCUACCACUCCUUCAGUGACAACAUCAGCGAGACAUCCUCCCGUCGAACUAUU
Molecule: messenger RNA, 1620 nt
Organism: Saitoella complicata NRRL Y-17804
Lineage: Eukaryota; Fungi; Ascomycota; Saitoellomycetes; Saitoellales; Saitoellaceae
Product: WD40 repeat-like protein
Exons: 1
Molecular function (GO): protein binding
Source: RefSeq, a predicted model, not a curated record